ACGAAAUAAAGAAAAACAAUCAGUCAGUAUUUUCAGAGAAGCGAAGGAAACCGCGUAACCGUAUUCUAGGUAAGAGAGAGGCGUUCUUUAAGGGCGGCUGUAGGUGGAAGAGAGUGGAAAGCAAAUAGACCAUCGCAAACAGUGGUCUGGAGUGGGACGUGAAGAAACCGACUGGACAUCCAAGACCGCAGCAGUCAUGAGGACCACGGCCUACCUUCUGCUUGUGUUUGUGACAUCGAACGCUUACGUUGUCCGGCGGCGUGACCCCUUUGACGACCAGGAAUCCAUGAGGGACGCCCUCGAAGCCUUGGAAAGCCGCCGACUGGGGGACGGGGGUCAAUACUACGACGCUGCCAGCCAAGGUGUUCCAUACGACGAGUUUGACGAUGGUGAAGGUUACGAAAAUACCGAUCCAUAUCUUCUACAGAACCUUCUGGAUGACUCCCGCCUAGGGCAGGGAGACGAAAGCUACGGCGGAGAUGAAGAAUUCGAUCCAUACCCACCCUUUGAAUCCCCGUCAUACGACGACGGUGCUAUGUCUCCAACAAACAGCGAUGAUUUCGUGGGGAUUAAACAGGGGGCGCCACGAGAUGAACCAGUCACACGGGAGGAGCUCGAAGACCUCUUCAAAUCCGUAAAUGACCAGUACCAGGAUCAGGAUCAGGAUCAUGACUCGGCCCAACCUUUGAAGUUAUCCCUAAAGAAGAAAUAUCAACCUUCCCCAAAACAGUUUAAAAAUUCCAACUCUUUAACGGACACGAAAACUCGCCUAAAGAACAUGAACCCACAGCAGAUGCAGGCGCUGCUGGACGAACUACGAGCGGAGGCCUCAAGGGAGGAAAAGCGAAACACCGCCAAGAAGUCAACCUCCGGAGGUGACUCCCUUCAGAAAGUCAAUCAAGAAGAACUUAACUCCAUAUUUGGGUCAGCUGGGAUUAAAAAAAGUGUCAAGAAAGAGGCCAAAGAGGACGUGCCCAGUAACGAGGAAAUGACCAAGAAACGCAAGCGUUCUGGCACAGAUGGACUUAACAGUCGGAACCAAAACAGUGGCACUGAUGACGUUAUAGGAGAUGCAUCAACGAAAAACGGGGACGACCUCGACUUCAGAAAGCUUUAUCAACAAACCGACCUAAAGGCCAACCUCCUUCAAAGAGAAAACGAAUACCUAACAGAUGCCUUGGAUUUGGCAACAUUGAGCCAGUUAAAGGGUGGAAACGACCUGGUCCCCAAGGAGGCAGACAACCUACAGAAAGCGAUGGAAAUCGAGUCGUUGAUUGGUCGCCUGGAGAGGAACAUGGUGCAACAGAUAGGAGUUGAUCUACAUGCCGAUGGGGAGCACCAGGACGAAAAUGAUGAAGAGAAAAAGUCGAAUUUGGAAGAUCUUGGUGAAGAGGGUUACCUCCGAGGCGUGGAGGACAAGAGACAGUCUUCGCCAGAAAAUGCUUAUAAUGACAUUGAUGAAAAACUGUUCCAAAUGCCAAGGCCAGCUGAUGAUGACGAGGACAUGAACACGGCCUACAUACCCGACGGUCCGAUAUAUGCAGACCUGGCACCUACCUGCCCGCUGGUGGACAAGAUUGCAAAUGGCUGCCAGAUUCUCCAAGAUGUUGGUGUCGUACUGGACCUAGAGGCCGCCACUCUGUGCGACAGACAUCUUGUCUGCUAUGCCUGUGGUGCCGCCGUUGGAGGGUCACGUGACAGCUGUGAUCAAGGAUUCCUGGCGGCUGCGGAGCGGGCUUGUCGUGACAGCGAAGAAUGUAAAGAGGGCGCCACAUCAGUUUUACUUGCUCUCCAGAAGUUGCACGCUUUUAACCUGAACAAGCUGAAUGCUUGUCGAGCACCUUGCGUCAUGGAUUUCGUUGUGAAUGGGGAAUAUUAA
Lingula anatina is the source of this 1879-nucleotide messenger RNA. RefSeq lists its product as uncharacterized. Lineage: Eukaryota; Metazoa; Brachiopoda; Lingulata; Lingulida; Lingulidae. The record is from RefSeq and is a predicted model, not a curated record.